Haemorhous mexicanus (house finch) is the source of this 1386-nucleotide messenger RNA. RefSeq names its product phosphatidylinositol glycan anchor biosynthesis class L (gene PIGL). Gene Ontology annotation, molecular function: N-acetylglucosaminylphosphatidylinositol deacetylase activity. Bases 57 to 860 code for a protein of 267 amino acids. Gene Ontology annotation, cellular component: endoplasmic reticulum. Gene Ontology annotation, biological process: GPI anchor biosynthetic process. NCBI's taxonomy places the organism in Eukaryota, Metazoa, Chordata, Aves, Passeriformes, Fringillidae. The record is from RefSeq and is a predicted model, not a curated record. The transcript is spliced from 9 exons.
CGCGCGGGGCGGGGGCGCGCGGGGCGGGCGCGCGCUGGUGCUGACGGCGCACCCCGAUGACGAGGCCAUGUUCUUCGCCCCCGCCCUGCUCGGCCUGCGCAGCGCCGGGGCCGCCCCCGCCGUGCUCUGCUGCUCCGCAGGAAAUUAUUACAAUCAAGGAGAGAUUCGUAAGAAAGAGCUGGAACAGAGUUGUUAUGUGCUGGGGAUUCCUGCUUCUGAUGUCACAGUCAUUGAUCACAGCAACAGGUGACCAGAGAAGUGAAAUACUUCAGAAUACUUGGACUUGCAGAACAGCACCAGGGUCAAGGGAUCUUCCUGAUGAUCCUGCUGUGGAGUGGGACACACAGCUCCUGGCCACCCUUGUCCUGGAGCACAUAGAAGCCAAGAACAUCAACCUGGUGGUGACGUUUGAUGCAGGAGGAGUGAGUGGCCAUGCCAACCACAUCUCUCUCUACACUGCUGUCAGGUACCUGCAUUCAGAGGGGAAGUUACCUGAAGGGCAGGCUUUGCUGUCAGCACAUGGAAAUCCUGGUUGGAUCAGUGACACAGAGGGCUCUCACAGUGCCCUUCUUUUUGGGGAGCUGGAUGUCACCACUUCACCUCAUCUGACCGAGGAGGCCCCAGCAGGGUGCCGUGUGCUCGUGCUGGAAUCAGUAAAUCUCUUCAGGAAAUACAUUUCCUUCCUGGAUGUCCUCAUUUCCUGCCUCCUGCCCAGGGAUGCACUCUUCAUCCUCACAGAGGAGGAGACUGCACAAGCCAAGAGAGCCAUGCGGUGCCAUCGCAGCCAGCUCCUCUGGUUCCGCCAGCUCUACCUGCUCUUCUCCCGGUACCUGGUGCUCAACUCCCUGCGCCUGCUCUGACAGGACACCACCCCAGGAGCAAGGAAUGAGCAAAACCACGACUGCCCCAGGCCCAGGACUCAAGAAAGCUCCUGUGUUUGGUGCUCAACAGGAUGGGGUGCUCUUUGUGUGGCAUUCUGCACACUACAAAACCCAGGCUGGGUGAACCUCCUUCUGAAUAUCUUGUUGCCUGAUACAUUGAGAACAAGGCUAAAGCCUGAGAGCAGGCUAUAGCUACUCUAUUUUCUCAUCAUAGAAGCUUAAAUAAGAUGAGAAAUUUGGAUUAACUUUAAUUGGGAGCCAAGCUCUGGAGGAUUCUGCAUUGGAGAAGAUAUGGCAUAAACUGUUUCCCCAAGAAGGUAGAGCUGCAAGGACUGCUUGGCAACUCUCCCUUGGUGCUUUUGUAAGAUCCAGCUAUCAGGAGUAACUUUUCAAAGCUCAUGCUGUCUCCACAGAUACCACAACACCUUUGUUAUUCAGUCAAAACUUUAAAAAGCCAAAGCUAUUGAAUAAAACACCAGAAAUCAUGCAGUUUUUUCCAAUUGCA